AUGACAUCUACCCUCCCAAAAUUACCCCUCUUCGAAGCUAUCUCAAAUCAUGAACCCAAAUCUAUAUCGGUAAUACAUUCAGCAUCCGGGAGACCCUUCACAUAUGGGCAAUUACUACAUGAUGUCGCAGAAAGAAGAGACGAGCUUUUGAACGAGGCCGGGGGAAAAAGAUUAGAAGGAGAAAGGAUUGCUUUUCUUGUAGGGAAUAGCUAUGAUUACGUGGCCGUUCCGCUGUCCCCCGCAUUUCCUGCCCAUGAAUUGCAGUAUAUCUUGGAUCAGAGCGAAGCUUCAAUGCUAUUAUCUUCCAACAAAUUUGAGAAUAAGGCUCAAGAGGUGAUGAAUAGUGAUCUGAAGGCAAAACCUAAGCAAGUGAAGCUUGAGAAGAAGCUUGAGAACUUGGAUUUUGGAAGAGUCACAAUAGAAGGACCAUCAGAAGGCAAAGGAGGAAUGAUGUUAUACACAUCAGGGACAACCAAUAGACCAAAAGGCGUCCUGCUUCCCCAAUCCGUCUUAACAGCACAAUCAAAAUCUCUGAUUGAAGCCUGGGACUACAGUCCUCGAGAUCAUCUGCUUCAUGUCCUCCCACUCCACCACAUCCAUGGCAUCGUAAACGCAAUCCUUGCCCCCCUAUUCUCCGGCUCCACAAUCGAAUUCUUAUUCCCCUUCAAUGCCACCGCCGUCUGGCAGCGCUUCGCUGCCCCAUUUUUACCAAAUCCUAAAACCAAGGAGCCCAUUACAUUUUUCACGGUCGUCCCUACCGUCUACAAUCGUCUUCUAGCAACGCACAAAGAUCUCCCCGCAGAAUCCCAAUCCGCAGCCAAAGAAGCCAUCUCCCCCCGCAACCUCCGCCUCAACAUCUCCGGCAGCGCUGCCCUCCCAACCCCCACCAAAAACGCCUGGUCCACCCUCUCCUCCAACAACAUCCUCCUCGAACGCUACGGCAUGACCGAAGUCGGCAUGGCCCUCUCCUGCGGACUCUCCCCCGGCGACCGCGUAGACGGCAGCGUCGGCUGGCCCCUCCCCUCCGUGCAAAUCCGUCUCGUCGACACCGAAACCCACGAGAUCAUCCUCCCCGGCGCCGAACUCGAUGCCAACGGCAAAGAACGCGACGGAGAAAUCCAACUCCGCGGCCCCACCAUCUUCAAAGAAUACUGGCGCAACCCAGAAGCGACACUUAAAGAACACGUUGAAGAUACUGAUGGCGGCGGUCGCUGGUUCAAAACCGGCGAUGUGGCCGUGCGUCGCCGUAUCGAUAGCGCUGGAAAAAGCCAUCAGGAAUGGGCUCAAGGCCCCAUGUAUUUCAUCCGCGGCCGUAAAUCCGCCGACAUCAUCAAGUCCGGCGGGGAAAAAGUAAGCGCCCUCGAAGUCGAACGGGAAAUGUUGUCGCUCCCCCAGAUCUCAGAAUGUGCAGUCUGUGCCGUGCCAUCGGGAAAAUGGGGUCACAAGGUUGGUGCGGUAGUGGUACUCGACGAUGAGUAUCUAGAGGGCAAGAGAUGGGGUCCCUUGGAUUUGAGAAGAGCACUCAAGGAUCGAUUGGCCGGAUAUAAGAUCCCGCAGGUCAUGAGGGUGGUAGAGCAUAUUCCGAGGAAUGCCAUGGGCAAGAUUAACAAGAAGGAGCUGGUGAAGAGUGUUUUCGUCGAGGAUGUUAGUGGGGAUGACAUGUAA
Molecule: messenger RNA, 1665 nt
Organism: Sclerotinia borealis F-4128
Lineage: Eukaryota; Fungi; Ascomycota; Leotiomycetes; Helotiales; Sclerotiniaceae
Source: the annotation of a GenBank genome assembly